Molecule: messenger RNA, 2033 nt
Organism: Macroventuria anomochaeta
Lineage: Eukaryota; Fungi; Ascomycota; Dothideomycetes; Pleosporales; Didymellaceae
Product: MFS general substrate transporter
Exons: 4
Coding region: 237-2033 (598 amino acids)
Cellular component (GO): fungal-type vacuole membrane
Source: RefSeq, a predicted model, not a curated record
CUCAAUCUUUGUUGCAUCCGUGGAGUGAAUACCUGUGCUGCAAUUUCGCUCGAUAGAUUCGUAGCACCGACGUCAUCAUACUACCGAGCCACUUUCCCGCCAGCAGGCAGCUCUUUGAGCACGCGCGCAAGUGAAAGCUGUCAUUGUAGUGUAGAGGCGCGCCUGCACCUUUGGCUACUCAGAAGUAGCUUUUAUAGUUCUGCCUUCGCAAAGGAAGAGACACCAAGCCGCCCAGUAUGUCUCUGUCCGAGCGCCUUACCACGAUGGAGGAGUACCAGCCGUGGAGUGCGCCCGGCAGCCGCGAAUCUUCGCGCAACCGCAAGAUGUCGUUCAAUCCAGUUGGAGCGUGGACCGAAGCUGCAGGGGAGGUGCAGCCUGUUGGCGCAUUUGAGGUGCCCAAGUGGAAGAGAUGUUUGCAGGUGUUCUUUGCUUGCAUCUAUUGCCUGUUCGCUGCUGGUGUGGUAUUUGGAUAUGCGGCGAUCAAACCAGUGUUGCUCGAAGAAGGCGUGUAUAGAAACAAGUGCUCGAAGCAGGAGCUAAAGGAUGAUGUGCCCAUUUGCUAUGAGCAAGAGCUAAGACUUGGAAGGCGCAACCUCACUGACCAAAAUGGUAGGCUCAACCUCAUGUUCACAAUCGCCGCUGUCUCCACGAAUGUCGUUGCACUACCCGUUGGUACGAUAUUGGACCGCUAUGGCCCUCGAGUAUCCGGCAUAAUUGGAGCGAUCUCAAUUACUUUGGGAUCUCUGCUGUUCGCAUUCGCAGCGCAGCUUCCCUUCGAUGCGUACAUCCCUGGAUACCUGUUUCUGGCGUUAGGUGGACCGUUCGUGUUCAUCUCAUCCUUCCAGCUCAGCAACACAUUUCCUCAAUACUCGGGACUGAUUUUGGCUCUCCUCACUGGCGCCUUCGACACCUCGAGCGCCAUCUUCCUAUUUUACCGCCUUGUCUACCAGGCUACAGAUGGCGCUUUUACACCUAAGAAAUUUUUUCUCGCAUACCUCCUGGUACCUGCGUACAUACUGGCAGUGCAGGUCUUCUGCAUGCCUUCAACCUCAUACAAGACUGUCGGCGAGUUGGUCACCGAAGUAGAAGAGGAUAACAGCGUCCACGAAUCAGAUGAUGAGAUUGAGGACCAAUCUACGGUACAGAGCCUGCAAGACGCUCGCCGCGCACACCGAGACAGUAUCGCCAGCGAGAUCACCGCCCUACUAGGUACCAAAGACGGCGCAGAUCAAGCCAAAGAGGAAGAGAAGAAGCGAAACAAGUCAGGCGUUUGGGGAGCUUUGCAUGGACGCACUGCAGCGGAGCAGAUCAAGACGCCGUGGUUCAUCCUCAUCACCUUGUUUACCGUGUUGCAGAUGACAAGGAUCAACUACUUUGUUGCGACCAUUCGCUCACAGUACACGUACAUCUUCCACGACUACUCGAAGGCGGUCGAGAUUAACAACUUCUUCGAUGCUGCGUUGCCUGUGGGUGGCAUUAUCUCGAUACCCUUCAUCGGUCUGAUUUUGGACAACACCAGUACAACGUUCACUUUGUCGCUCUUGGUUACUAUCGCGACUACGAUUGGUGUUUUGGGUGUGAUCCCUGAGACUUGGUCGGCUUACGGGAACAUUGUCUUGUUUGUGCUCUACCGACCUCUGUACUACACCGCAGUCUCUGACUACUCCGCUAAAGUGUUCGGCUUUGCAACUUUCGGCAAGGUCUACGGUCUGAUCAUCUGCUUAGCCGGUCUUCUCAACUUCUCACAAUCGGCACUUGACGCUGCGACACACAAGGUCUUCAAGAACGACCCUGUACCUAUCAAUGUCAUUCUUCUGAGUCUCGCACUUCUUGUCGGCAUCGCGCUUGUGGCUUUUGUGUUCAGGAGGAGCCACAAGAUCAUGAGGGAGAACAUCGAAGAGGAAGCUGAGGAAGCGAGGGAGAGACUGAUGCCGGGUGUCAGCGUUGGUGUACAAGAAUAUGGCGCUGUUACUGCGAAUGGCAAUGGAACGAGCCCUAGCGGCGUGGAAGAAAGGAGAGGUCGCACGAUGUGA